Molecule: messenger RNA, 3022 nt
Organism: Oryzias melastigma (Indian medaka)
Lineage: Eukaryota; Metazoa; Chordata; Actinopteri; Beloniformes; Adrianichthyidae
Gene: vps37ba
Product: VPS37B subunit of ESCRT-I a
Exons: 4
Coding region: 237-1079 (280 amino acids)
Biological process (GO): protein targeting to membrane; protein targeting to vacuole; ubiquitin-dependent protein catabolic process via the multivesicular body sorting pathway
Cellular component (GO): ESCRT I complex
Source: RefSeq, a predicted model, not a curated record
AGAUGGUGCGAGCUACUGGAGCUUGGAAGUUGCAUUAGUUUAUAUUUGAAACUUACAUCUCACAGUUUACUAAAAACCAAAUAACUAAAAUAAAUCCGACUUUUACUGAGGGUACGUGAAGGCAUCGCGUGGCCCUGCGUCCUCUACUUCCUGUAAGGGAAGCGCAGUCAGCUGUCACAACCUGGGAGGCGAACAGAGGGAGCACGGGCGAGCACGAGCACACAAUAACCGCAAAAAUGUCCAGUUUUUCCAACAAGUUCAGCGGUUACACGAUGACUCAGCUCAACGAGAUACUUGAAGACGACGAAAAAUUAACGAAAAUGGUUCAGGAGAUGGACGAGAUGCAGGAGGUCCAGCAGAACAAAGAGAAAACCCUGGCCAACAAUCGGACCCUAGCUGAGCAAAAUCUGGCUCUGCAGCCCAGUCUGGAACACAGGAAGGAGGACCUCACCAAGCGCUACAGAUGUCUUCAGGAGAGAUUUGAGUCCUUUCAGCUUCGCAAGUCCACCCUAGACCACAAGUCAGGAAACACCUCCCUGGACACUCUGCUGGCUCUGCUGCAGACAGAAGGAGCAAAAAUAGAAGAGGAGACAGAGAACAUGGCCGACUCCUUCAUGGAUGGUGAGAUCAACCUGGAUUCUUUCAUUGAUUCUUACCAGAGCAAGAGGAAGCUGGCCCACUUAAGACGGGUGAAGAUCGAGAAGCUGCAGGAGAUGGUGGAGAAGGGCCACGGGCUCCCUCAGAUGCCCAUCUCGUCCUCCCGAUCUCAGGAUGUGUCCGCGGGGCCCGCCCCCCUCACUGAGGCCGACAGCAGCACCCCUUCCCCCCUCGCUCAGCCACGAAGGAAACCACCGCCUCCACCCUCCCAGCCAGCCCCUAUAUUAAGCCCAGCUCCAUCUGUUGCCCCUCAGUCUUCUGCCUUCUAUUCACCGUACCCGCCGAUCCCUCCCCGAACCGGGCAGCCUUUCCCCAACAUCCCCACCGGAUACCCCAACCACUACAUCUCUCAAUACCCCCCCGCUUUGCCCCAGAGGCCUGCGCCCGGCAUGGCGCCGCAACCCGGCUUCAUUAUGCAGUAAAAAAACAAAUGAGCCAUUUGGAGGACACUGUUUUUGUUUCGGAGACUUCUCACAACUGGAGCUGCUCUGAGAGCAGUUUUUUCCUAAUUUAUCUGUUUUCUUGUUUUACGACCAAUCACAACACAAGAAAGCAGGCCUCCAGCAGCUGGUCAGGCCACACUCGGCUGAAGCAGAUCUAAAGUAAUCUCCUGAGAUUCGUUGCUCAGUUCCGUCUUGGGCCAACACUCCUAUGAAAGAGAAAACGAGACCAUACGGUCCUCGUUUGUCUCCAGCUGCUGUCAGUUAGAACGUGGGUCAUUUAACAGCUAAGGGAGUCGGACCCUCCGCCGGUAUAUCUCAAAUCUAGUCUUUAAGCUUUUAAAAGUAAAAGUUUUAAAGAAAAGGAUUUAAAAUAGUAUCCUGCAGCACACCAAUCUACAGAUUAAAUAUAUAUGCAAGCAAGGUAAGACACUUCUUACUGUGCAGUUUAGUCAAAAACAUCUUUUUCCCAGAAUCUUUUCAGGGAAAACUGCAUUUAUGCUUUCAUUCUAUAGAUGUUUCCCUUUUUUAUUUGUAAUCAAAAUUCACAAGGUACAUAUAAAUAUUUGAAUUUUGUCAUCAUCAUCUAUCGGUCCGUACUAACGGAGUAUGUUUAAGAUAGAAUGAUUAACAUGUAUAGAGAAGGGCUUUGGUUGGUGUCUCUGUCCAGUACGUGGAUGUUUUUAUAGACUUAACAAGGUGAAGACUGGUCCAUCUCAGGGCACAUGAGCUGAGAGGAUUACCAACUGAAGAGCAGGCCUGUAGCGCCUCACGUGAUAUGAAGGAUUCAUGUAUAGCCAUACCAUCCACUCCAGAUGUGUGAUGUCCUCUGUGUGAUGCAGCACUCCUGUGUACAACGUGUCCAACACCCUCGUUUGGAAUUCAUAGGAAAAUGAUGCCAACAAAGUUUUGGAUGUCACUCCUUUUGUAUAGUUUGGUUCAGUUUUGUCACACUGAACACCAAAGACUUCCCACAUCUGUUUGCGUUUUAGGUCUUUCGUGUAAAUGUGAGUAAGAUUCUUGUCUAACCCUGCAUAUCUGUUUGUGAUGUCCGAACACUCCUCUGUAAACCGUAAGCCAGAAGUCGUCGAGUCUGCUGCCUGGCUUUGGAAGGGAACAUUUUCUUGGUACUUUAAUUUUUUUUGUAGAACUUCUUCAUUCGUUUUUCUUUCCGUUUUUCUCGACUGCUGUUGCUGUGCACUAUUGAAGAGCCACGAGUGCCUACACUUGAAGUGACAUUGAUCACAGUUUGCUGAUGACUCCAUAUUUCUCUGUGCUCAGCUGUAGAUGUUAGAGACCCAACUGUGUCAAAUCUUAAAAUGAAGUGAAAAGCUGUCUUUUUAGUUUACUUGCCUGCUACUAAUUUUAAGUUCAGCUUAUGGAUACAAAAAAUAAAAAAAAAAAGGUCUGGGUUUUGGCCCAGUAGACUUCUCAAUAGUGGUGGAAGAAAGACUUGAGAACCCCUCAGGCUACAUGCUUGCUUAUGAUCACACAUCUCUUGUCUUGGAAGGAUCCAUUUAAAGUAAUUAGGUAGAUUUUUUUCUAAUUUUAAUUGUAAAGAAUAACAGGGCUCUAGAAAUAUUGGUGGACAUGUCUUUUAUAUUUUACAGCAAAGACUCAAAUCAGGCAAAACUAAAAGACAAACAAACUGAAGCAUUUCUGUGAACCAACAUUUCUAACAGCUAAGUGAAAAAAUCUCUUCUCUGCAUGGCCUUUGUACUUUGUUCAGAUUCAAGAAUCUUUUUAAAUAUGUCUUUUAUUUUAGCUAAUGAGCUGCUUUUUGUUUGAGCUGUUCCUCUGCAUCCAUGGUUUUAUAUGUGGUUGGUGAUAAUAUCAUUGUAAAGUUGUAGGUAUUUACUUAUGAUGAAUGUUUAAGUGGAAUUUCAUGCUAUUUUCAAGUUCAAUAAAUCUAAUUUUUUGUAUGA